CAAAGUCACAGCAGUGUCAAAGUUUUUAAGUUCUCUCACAGAAGCACCGAAGAGCAGGAGAAACAAGAGAGAGAGAGAGAGAGAGAGAGAGAGAGAGAGCAAUGGAAGCUUCAAACACAGAGAAAUCGAUAGCACACGAAAUCGGAGGGCUCCAAAACGACACCCUCCGCUUCGGGCUCCACAGCGUCAAGGGCGAGAUCACCGGAUCCCACCCUCUUCAAUCCGCCUAUCAAUCUACGAAGGAGAUGCACGAGCAAAGGAAGAGGAGGGCCCUACUGAACUCGUACGGCUCGGCUUUUCCGCUGAAGAUGGACCUCGAUCGCCAAAUGCUUUCGAGAUUCCAGAGGCCACCAGGUCCAAUACCAUCUUCCAUGCUAGGGUUGGAGGCACUGACUGGAAGUUUGGAAGACUUUGGUUUUGAAGACUACCUUAAUGAUCCACGCGAGUCUGAAACAUUCCGCCCCCUGGACAUGCAUCAUGGAAUGGAAGUCCGACUUGGAGUUUCCAAGGGACCAGUUUGCCCCAGUUUCAUCUGAUUCAUCCCCAUACUUGCCAGAGAUAUUUAAGUUUCUAAGUCUGCGUUGCUGUUUUUGUGGAGAACUUAAUUUCUCGUAAUGUAAACUUGCCUUGAUUUGGUUUAGUUUUAUAUGACUGUUGAAUCGACUGUACCCUUACUUCUCUGCCCUGCUCAAUUAUCUAUUACCCAUGUUGCUGGUAUUGAGAAUAUCCAUUGCUGGCAUUCGGAGAUUUUUUUUUUACUUGGGGCUUGUUGAUCCAAAUUAUGAAGUCCAGGGCUUCUGAAUCCGUCUUUAUUGGCAUAUUGUCUGUUUAUGGUGUUGUGGCCUAUAAACUGGUGAUUUGUUGCAA
This is a messenger RNA of Rhododendron vialii, 867 nucleotides long. RefSeq names its product cyclin-B1-2-like. The transcript has 4 exons. The record is from RefSeq and is a predicted model, not a curated record. Gene Ontology annotation, biological process: proteasome assembly. Lineage: Eukaryota; Viridiplantae; Streptophyta; Magnoliopsida; Ericales; Ericaceae. Bases 102 to 536 code for a protein of 144 amino acids. Gene Ontology annotation, cellular component: cytoplasm; nucleus.